UCACCUGAUUUGUGCGCAGCCAUUUUGUCCGGAGCUGCUCUUCACAAACCGGAAUAAACCGAAGGCGAAGUGGAGGAACGCCGUUGGAGGGAGCUGAUAAAACACUACCCGCCGGAAUUUCACCACUUAUCGAUCCAAGACGGAAAAAAACCCUCAUUUUCUCCGUGUGGCGGUGCUACAGCAGGAAUAGUGGACUUCCUUUCACAGGUCCAGGUUGGACAUUUAGCUUUGAGCGGCUAAUCAGCGGUCCGAGUGCUAACGUUAGAUCCUUUAGGAUCCACCUCGAUACAAGAUUCCCACUUUCAGUUCUGAUCUCCGUCAUUCAUGUCAGCGAAGUGUUUGAACAUAGCACAGUAGCUAGCUGGAGAGGAACUAGCAAGAACAGUUUUUCAGAGUUUGACACGGGAAGGAAACCGAGUUAACUAACCUGUUAACUAGCUAACUAACUAGUUUCAUUUCGCCUAACAUUGUUGUUAUUAUUGUUAUUAUUAUUAUUAUUAUUAUUAAAGCGACCUGGUAGUUUAAUGUCUCUUUGCAUUCCUUUGGUCAGGAAGCGACUCGUUAGAUCAACAAAUGCUCACAGGUACAAGCUGAGACUUUAGAUAUUAUUUCGACUUGUUCGAGCAGUUUUUGUGGGGUUUUUUUUUUUUUAGGGUACGUGGCAUUUUCCUCUCUAUCUCUUUCUGACCUGGCUGGACGGAUAGCUAGCUAUGUCAUUUUGCAACCUUCCUAUAUGCUCAGAUUUGACCAUUAGGACCUGUACUCGGUUUGAACGCUGUUAUGGUUAUAUUAGCUAACAUCAGCUCAGUCAAUCAGUUCAUCCGGGUGUAACAUUGGCACUUGGGGUCAUCUUUUUACUAGAUAGGUAGCUAGAUUGUUUUUCUACACACACGGUUUUACAAAUCAAGGGUCACUGGGUUGGUAUUUAGCUCGAUAAAAUAUUGUGGUUUUUUUUUUAAUAAUAAAAAAACAACAACCCAUAAAUAAGCAGUCACUUUACUGACUCGAGGUUUUGCUAAUUCCGCUCAUAUUAGUGAGCCGUUAAGCUAUCUAGGGUUUGGGUUUGUUUUGUUUUGUUUUUUUGGAGAGAAACUCGUGCAGCUGAUCAGUAGUCAGUGUUGAGGUGAAACAUGUCCGGACAGAGCAUCACAGACCGCAUAGCAGCGGCGCAGCACAGCAUGACCGGCUCCAGCAUCAGCAAAGCAGUGUGUAAGGCCACGACUCAUGAAGUCAGCGGCCCCAAGAAGAAGCACCUGGAUUACCUGAUCCACUGCACCAAUGAGAUGAACGUGAACGUGCCCCAGCUGGCGGACACUCUGUUUGAGCGGACAGCCAACAGCAGCUGGGUGGUGGUUUUCAAAUCCCUCAUUACCACACACCACCUAAUGAUGUACGGAAAUGAGCGUUUCAUUCAGUACCUGGCCUCGAGGAACACUCUCUUCAACCUGAACAAUUUCCUCGAUAAAGGUGCAUUGCAAGGCUACGACAUGUCCACCUUCAUCAGACGCUACAGUCGCUAUCUGAACGAGAAGGCUCUGUCCUACCGGCUCGUAGCUGUCGACUUCACAAAGAUGAAAAGAGGUAUUGAUGGAGUGAUGCGCACCAUGAAUACAGAGAAGCUGAUCAAAACUCUGCCCAUUAUUCAGAACCAGCUGGACGCUCUGCUCGACUUUCAGGCCAAUCCUAAUGAGCUCACUAACGGUGUGAUCAACGCUGGCUUCAUGCUGCUCUUUAAAGACUCCAUCCGUCUAUUUGCCGCCUACAACGAGGGGGUCAUCAACCUGCUGGAAAAAUAUUUUGAUAUGAAGAAGAAUCAGUGCAAAGACGCUUUGGACAUCUACAAAAAGUUCCUGUACAGGAUGACCAAACUGUCAGAGUUUCUCAAAGUAGCAGAGCAAGUUGGGAUUGAUCAGGGUGACAUCCCAGAUCUCACUCAGGCUCCCAGCAGUCUGCUGGAGGCAUUGGAGCAGCACCUGGCCUCUCUGGAGGGCAAGAAGACUAAAGAGUUCUCUGCAGACAGCAGAGCCACGACUCUGUCCAGCGCCGUCUCGUCUCUCUCCAACACCGGCAUGUCCUUCACUCGUGUGGAUGAGAAGGAGAAACAGCAGGCUCUAGAGGAGGAGCAGGCCAGACUGCAGGCUCUCAAGGUGGGCUACAGCAUUCCUGACCAGAGGCUGAAAGAGAUUAGCAUGCAGACUCCCUCUGUGUCUCCUGCUACUCAGGCUGCAAGCAGUGCCAACAACCACAGUGCAGCAGUGGAUCUGUUCGCCAACCAUAACACCACCCCUGCCCCUGUCACCAACAGCAUGCCAAACAUCAGCAGCAACCUAUUUGACCUUCAGCCAGCCUUCAUCCCUGCCGUGCAGAGUAAUCCAUCCAUAUCCACAGCCAACAGUGCCUGGGGAGGUCUAGAGAGCGGCGCUCCCCAGCAGGCUGCUCAAAUUUCCACCAUGCAUGUAGAUUUUGAUGCAGUGUUUGGGAAUCAAGGUGCCAAUAAAGAUGUGAAGCCAGCAGCUGGGUUCGAAUCUCUAGACUUAUUGAAGCCCAAUUUACCAGCUUAUAGUCAGGCUCCCAUGAUGCCCCCACACACAGGAGGCAAGCUGCUGGCCAACGACCUCGACUCCUCCUUGGCCAACCUCGUGGGCAAUCUGCAGUUUAGUGGAUCGUCAGUCAAAAAACCAGACAUGCAUUGGACACACCCUGGGGAGAAGAAGAUGACCGGCGGCACUAACUGGCAGUCCAAAACCAUGAGCAGCACGACUGCCUGGAGUCCUGCCCCCAUGCCACCUGCCCCCAUGCCUGUGCCCCACAUGCAGGCUCCGGCCCCAAUGGCUUUCCCCAUGACCACACCUCAAGUGCCUGUGUAUGGAAUGGUCCCUCCUCAGAUGGGUCAGAUGGGAGGGGUUCCAAUGAUGACGCCACAGCCCAUGAUGUACCAGCCUGUCCUCAGAUCCACCAACCCAUUUGCUCCAGUUCCUGGAGCUCAGAUGCAGUUUAUGUAGUAGCGUUGUGCCAAACAGGACGGCAGAAUGACCCACAGAGCAAAUCGAGCAAGAGAAGAGACAAAGACUCCACCCACCAUCAAAUUCAGGGAGCUGGAGGAGGAGUGAUGAAGCAUGUGAAGAGAACGAGAGAGAGAGAGAGAGAGAGAGAGAGAAAGAAAAUGCAGAAAAGGAGGAGUGCUGCGGAAGCAAGAACAUUUUUAUUGCCAAGACUCUUCACAUUAAUAUGACAUGGAUUUUCUCUCUUUCUCUCUCUGUAUCUCUCUCUCUCUCUGUAUCUCUCUCUCUGUAUCUCUCUCUCUCUCUCUCUCUCUCUCUCUCUCUCUCUCUCUCUCUCUCUCUCACACACACAUACAAACAUAACAGGGUAUCAAUUCAACCUGUUACUCUUUUUUUUUUUUUCCCCCUUGUUUUUAUUAUUAAUGGCCUGUCAGUGUUUUACAAAUCACAGGUUCAUUUGAUCAUGUCCUGAGGUUUGUGUUUUAGUAACUCAUUGUUUUCUAAAUCACAUUUCACGUUGUCUGGAGUGACGACAUUGCUCUGCUAUGUUCCUAAGAUGGCCCUGAGCAGUGUGUUCAGGUUCGAGCUGGGUGUGGAGGCACAGGCAGGCCGCACUUCUCCACCCAGUCUAGUCCUGUCUGCUUAGUCGUGCUCUCUCAGCAUUACACGUGUCACUGAUUUUCUCAAAUGAAUCACUGUUGAGCUCUUUACUUUCAUUUCCGUUGUGAUGUUUGGCAUUUCCAAGCACUUUAACUUUUUGGGCAAGGUUUGUUGAAUUGUAUUCAUACACUGAGCUGGUCUCUGCAUGUUUGGAUGCAGUUUCACUAAUUCAAACACCAGAUUUUGACUUUUUUUGUUUUGUUUUUGUUAGUUACUUUUUGGUGACAGCCUCACUUUCAGGUCAACCUUAAACCAUCCAGCUAUCUGUCCAUCCUGCGUGUUGGAAGACGGAUACAUCGGCUAGCCAUAUUGGCGCUCCUGCACUCAGGCCCCUGUGCUAUGAUUUGGAUGCAUUUAAUUCCUCCUGUAAACUUCACAAACAUUGUAGUUUCUCUUUCUGAUUCUCUGACUAAUAUGUUUGUAUUGUAGUCUAACUCGAACUAUCCAGCCCAUGCAAACGAGAGAACGGAGUCGGUUCUGUUGGAUCUUUUUUUUUUUAUCUGAGCACUUAUGUGGCACCAGUUCCACCUGUUUUUUUUUUUUUUCUACACGCCUGUAAACAGGGUCUCAGCUUCACGUUCAUACUGAUAUCAGCAAAGACAUAUAACACAUUAAUAAGCCUUUGUUUUAUGAAACAAAGAUAAACUGAGAUAUCAGUGUUUGAGCAAUUUAUUUUUUCAAACAGAAGGUAACACUUUUUUAGCCAAGAGGAAAUAAAAAACAAAACUAGCGCACAUACGCACAUGCAAACGUGUGUUAGCCUGAGAAAAUCUCUUCACAUGGUGAACUUUUGACCUUUUCUACUACUACUUGUAGAAAGCUACAGGUUUUUCCUAAACUAAUGUUUCUCUUUUCCUUCUCCCGAAGCCGAAGUAAUGUUCUAUAGUUUUCAAAUCUAGCUUCUGCCUAGAAGUGAACAGGCAGAAAAUGACAUUUAAAGAUUUCAUUCCGACUGCGGUGCCAAAGCGUGGCUGACAUUUUGACGGCCGCCAUCAGAUUACACACAGGAUCGAUUAGGCUUGCGGCUGUUUGGCUACGGCAUGCCAACAACUUGAUCAGAUCAUGAGCUGUUCACAGUUUGCUAAACCGGCUGCUUCUUUAAUAUUAUCUUUUCAGGAUGAUAGCCAAGGCAAGAUUAAAUAGUUUUGAUGAACCUUGAUUUAGUGAAAAUAUUUGUUCCAGGUGAGUCUUUCCAACCAAUAAUGUUGUUUUUCAGCCCUAAGAGCAAACAGAGAAAACAUGAACGUUACUGCUUUCUCUUAAACACUUUAAGCUAUGAUUUUUUUUUUAUUUUUAAGCUGUCAUUAAAUUUUUUUUUGGUUUGAAUUUGCCACUGCUGCAUUUGUGGAUGCUGUAAGGACGUCACGUGAUUUGUGCGUCAGUUAUUUCCGUCUGAAGUCUUUUAAACGGAAGCAGACGUGAUUAGCAGCGUCGUGCAAUUAAAGCGGCCAUGUUAACAGUUGUGAUUUCAAUUAGCUGUGAACAUAUGCUGUCUCUUUUACACCCACUCCAGAUUUCCAGGCACGUAGCCAUGUUGCGCUUCACUCUGGCUUUAAGGGAAGUGAAGAUCUGCGUGUGCCAAUAUUAUUCAAAGAAAUUAGUGCCUGCUGUUUAUCGCCAGUUAUUUCUCUUCAUCUCUCGGAUAAAACUAAUAUCUGCAAAGUGCGAGUGUUGUCAUGGAAGCGCUGGCAAAGAAUAGUUGCUUUGGUCGAGGCAGCUGAUGGCAGUUUGAAGGGCUUUGUUUUUGUGUUUUGUCUCAUUCUUGUCACACUGGUGAGCAUAAUGGCAUGCGGGGUCAAACUCCAGCUCUGUUCUUUCCUCGUCUGCCGCCUAAGUGAUAAUGCUUUGCUUUUUUGAAUCAGCUCGCUUUGCCUGUUAGUCACUUCUCUGGAAGAACGAGAGAGAAGGCGAGGCAGCAGGAAGGCCACAUGAACAAAACUAUUGAUGUUUUUUUUAAAGCAGCACAGUUUCCCUGAUGCGCGUCUCAUACCCUUGUGAGUUAUCUUUAUCCAACAAUUUAAAGGGCUGAGCAGCGCUGCCUUUGGGGCAGAGCUUAUUUCUAGCCAGCAAAAUGUAAAGUAAAGCCUGAAACAGUACAAAAAGUAGCAAUACUUCGAGCGAGUGCCAGUUUUGCAAAUUGUUUAAAUAUUUCAGGUUCAGAAACACACACAUUCUUUAAAUAUUGAAGCGUGUUUUGGCAUUUUGUAAAGUCGCCUUGUGUUUUUGUAUCAGUCUGUUGUUCUCAGAGCGUUUUUCAGGCUCUAACUUCUCCUUUUCUGUCUGUUUGCAUGUUUUUAGCAGCUUCGUGUGUGCCGGUUAACGAGGCUUGUGUGUGUCUUGCACUUCUGGUUUUGUCAGGUGAUGGUUGCAAGAGCUCAGUGUUGUGUUGUUUGUUUGUUUUUGUUUGUUUUUUGGUCAGUAGACUUAUGCAUGAUCUCUCUAGUUUUGUUGUCUUUUUUUUUUUUUUUUUUUUUUUUUUUUUCCCAGUCGCAUGGAGUCCUUAUGUGCCAGUACUAUAACGACUCUGUCCGGAUGACCUUUUAACCCUUGUGUUUCUGUUCACGACUCAGCAGUGGAUGUACUGUACACGGCUCAUACUGACCGCUCGAAAUGCUGGGACAUGAAUGAGCAAAAAUGGGAGACAUCGGUGUUAUUGGUGAACAUUAAAGACACAAUCUGAUUUCUGUUGCCUGGUGAUGUUCGGUUGUGAGUGCAAAUCAAACGUGGAGUUAAAAAGAGACACUUUAUAGCCAAAAGUAUGUAUCAUCACACCCACAUGUGCUUCUUUUUCAGACUGUUGCCACAAGUGCACUGUUGGCUCAGCUCUGUUGUAAACACCUUUGGGAUGAAUUAGAUUGUACGCCAGGUCUUUUCUCAAUUCCUCACCUCAUUAAUUCACUGGUCGCUGAACGGGCAAAAAUCCUCCCAAAGCCUUUUCAAGUAGAGUUGAGAACAUUAUAGCAGCAAAGGGGAACCAGCUCCUUAUAACUGCAGCAAGCACAUGUGGGUGUGAUGAUCACAUGUCCACAUACUUCUGGUGGAGGAUCUCCAUACAACACAUGACCCAGGUGUUCGUGUCUUUUUGUUCUUGUUCAGCGUAGAAUAUGUUGGAGAGAUAUACAUUUUAAUUAUAUAGCCUAGUUUCACUUUAGGUUAAAAGGUAAAAAAAAAAUUUUUUGUUUUUGGCCAGACACAAAAUUUAAGAGCUUGUACCUGCUGUGAAUUAUUUAGUAACUAUAUUGAAAUUAGUGAGAAGGUCUGGACAUGGAUUUGGGUUUUAAGGGUUGAGCCAGAAUAUGAAUAUCUUGUAGCUUUUAACUUUCUUAUAAAGAAUUAAAUGAUGGAUGGAUGGUUAUAUCAGAGGUCAACAGAACUCACUGACCUAUCCAUUACAGAAUGUUAGUCAGAUUUGGGCUUGUGUGUGUAUAGCACUUAUCACACUGCUGGUGCGCUACUUCCCUCUAGUGGACAUUAGCAGAAUUGCAACACGUUUCUGUUGGAGUUUGACUUGUUUCAUUUGAUGUGUAUAUUUAGGAAAUGUGUUUACUAAGAUUUGAAUCCUCUCUGACAUGAAGACGUGAAGCUCAAGGUGUGUUAGAGCCGAACUAAAUGCGAUAAAUUCCCCUUUUUUUUCCCCCUUCAUCCUGUGUGUGAUUAGAAUGAGGCCUGUAUUUACAGCCACUGGCAGCUCUAGUUCAUCCAAACCUUCUGAGCACAUUGUGAAGCCCAGCAUUUAACCUGCCCUCAGUGCUAGACUUAAAAUAUACAGACAGAGGUGUUCUACUUGUCAGUCUGAUGCUGAAGUUUAUACAGGGCUCCUCUCGCUUCAGUUAUCAGGAUACUUUUAAAGAAAAAAAAAGAAAUAAAUAAAAUAAACUUGUGGUUUAAAUGGUGGUCAUUUUGUCAGACAUUAUGCACAUUUUUUUGUUUGUUUUUUCUCCUUUUCUUUUCUUUUUUUUUCUUCUUUUUUUUUUGCUGCCUGACAUAGUCAUGUAUAUACACGUACUCUGCAAUUUAAACAUUAUCUCUUUUAUUUUGCUUUUGAUCUUCUGUACUGGAGAUAAUUGCCUCAUUUAUAGAUAUAGAAAUAUAUAGAAAUAUAUAUAUAUAGAUAUAUAUAUACACACACACACACACACUGUCUCUGUGUAAGUGCCGGGGUGGAAGGCUUCAGAUUUUCAAUUCAUCGACAUUCAUUAUUGAUGCCAAAUGAGAAUAGUGAGUGGAGAAAACCCAUUUGUACAUUUUUUUUUUCCUAUUUAUUUAUGCAGAAUAUAAAGAUUUUAAUAUGCACGGUAAAUACAUAUAACAUGAAAUCAUGCAAGUUUUUGUUUUUCAUUUUAUUUCAUUCUUUCAGUUUUUACCAAAAGAAAUAAAGUCAUUUUCCUUUCCUAAAUUGCUUUUCUCGUCUAUCAUUUCAACUGAGUUUAAUGCAGUUAUCCAUAUUCCAUACACCUUAAUGUUGUACAUGAAAACACACUUAGCUUAUUAGAGCAAAAAGCUCUGGCUGGAGCACUUAAUCUUCAUGUCAUCUCUCAUCAAGAUAUUUUCUGGUCUUCCAGCCCUGCAUGUGUGUGUGUGUGAGAGAGAGAGAAAGAGAGAGAGAGAGACAUUCAUGGACUACUGGCCCUUAUGAAAGCCGAAGGUUCGAUGCUGCUGCUUGUUUUAACCUAAAAAUCUCGUCGGUUUUUAUUUUCUGCAAUGAAGCGCUCAAUUCAGGACCAAGAAGUGUGACGUGUUUUCGGUCUGAUUUGGAUGAAUUUAGUUGUAUUUUUUUUUCUUCUUCUCUUGCAUGUGUUGAUUUGUUUUGUUUUCUAUCUGAUCUAUGAGGAACCGGACUUCCGUGUAUUGUUUGCAAAGUUUUAUUAAAUAUGGUGCUCUUUUUUUUCCUUUGUUGAGUAAACAAUCUGUUGUGGAUGUAAUUGACAACUUUUGUGUAUUUUAUCUGUUUUCUGAAAACUAGUUUCUCAGUGGUUGGUGUUGCUUGUCCGAGUAAAAUAUUUUCAUUUAACAUUUUUUUUUGUACGUUUUUCCCCCCGGUCACUUAUGUUGUCUGUAUUUGUAAUGCAAGCUCUUACCAUGAACCAUGAAUGAAGGCCUUGUGAAGUAAUUGAUUGAUCGCUUGUGCUCGCCGGUUUCUUAAUAAAAACCCAUUUUUAACA
This is a messenger RNA of Tachysurus fulvidraco (yellow catfish), 8824 nucleotides long. RefSeq names its product phosphatidylinositol-binding clathrin assembly protein. The coding region runs from base 1131 to 3002 and encodes 623 amino acids. The record is from RefSeq and is a predicted model, not a curated record. Gene Ontology annotation, cellular component: synaptic vesicle; clathrin-coated vesicle; clathrin-coated pit. Gene Ontology annotation, molecular function: phosphatidylinositol-4,5-bisphosphate binding; SNARE binding; 1-phosphatidylinositol binding. Gene Ontology annotation, biological process: clathrin coat assembly; clathrin-dependent endocytosis; synaptic vesicle budding from presynaptic endocytic zone membrane. The transcript has 19 exons. Lineage: Eukaryota; Metazoa; Chordata; Actinopteri; Siluriformes; Bagridae.